Athalia rosae (coleseed sawfly) is the source of this 2150-nucleotide messenger RNA. Its product is annotated as synaptic vesicle glycoprotein 2C-like. Gene Ontology annotation, cellular component: membrane. The coding region runs from base 92 to 1756 and encodes 554 amino acids. Lineage: Eukaryota; Metazoa; Arthropoda; Insecta; Hymenoptera; Athaliidae. The transcript has 11 exons. The record is from RefSeq and is a predicted model, not a curated record. Gene Ontology annotation, molecular function: transmembrane transporter activity. Gene Ontology annotation, biological process: transmembrane transport.
UCGAGAUUAUUUCUUAACUGACGUACCAGAGUAAAGAUCGGUUGUGAAUAUCAUUGUCAGUAUUACAUUGAUUAGGUGAAAAAAAGUGGGCAUGGGGGUCGGAAGUCGGCAGCGAGUAAAAGAUGAUGAUGGAUUGCUUGGAUCGUCCGCAGGUUUGGCGCAUUUCAGAUCGGUGGAAAAUAAAAUACAAAAUGCCGUCGAUCAAACAGCGCACUUUACAGGUUUCGGAAAGUUUCACUGUAAACUUUUCGUUAUUUCUGGAUUAAUCUUCAUGAAUACUGGAUUUGGCGUAAGCAGCACCGGUAUAAUCGUUCCAUCGGCGCCGUGUGAUUUUCAGAUGAGGACAGUGGACAUCGGUCGUUUGACCGCUUCACCGAUGCUCGGAAUGGUGUGUGGUUCAUAUUUCUGGGGCUGUUUAGCCGACAUGAAGGGUCGUAAGGUAGCAUUAUUAGCUGCACUUUUUCUCGAUGGAUUUGCCGGAGUUUUUUCAUCCCUCGUCCCAAAUCUUUUGGCUUUUACGUGCCUCAGAUUUCUCAAUGGAUUCGCAAUCACUGGACAGUGCGCGAUGCUCUUCCCUUACCUUGGAGAGUUUCAACCGAGCAACGUCAGAGAAAAAAUUCUCUGCUGGAUGGAAAUGGCCUGGACGAUUGGCAUCACGGUUCUUCCUCUGCUGGGAUGGCUGGUCAUACCGAUGUCUUUUCGAUACACGUUGGGCAAUUUUUCGUUCGCAUCUUGGAACCUCUUCGUUCUUUUAUGCGCCGUUCCAUCUAUUUCCAUCGCGAUUGCGCUUCUUUAUUUUCCAGAGUCUCCCAAAUACUUGAUCGACGAUGGUCAGGAAUCAAGAGCGAUCGAAGUUCUUUCGAUUAUGUACGCAGAAAAUACUGGAAAUCCACCCGAAGACUAUCCCGUGAAAUGCAUAGCGAACAGCGACGACCCAGCAAACGCGAUGAUCGUGAAUGGGGGUGAUUUUGUUGCUUCGGAAAAAUUGAAAAGGAAGAAGAAGAAGCUCGUGAAAAUGGUGAAGGAUAUUUACGAGCACACCCUGACAAUCCUCAGGCCACCUUACCUGACUACCACAUUAUUAACUUCAAUUAUUCAAUUCUCGAUAACCUCCUCGUACUAUACGCUCAUGGUUUGGUUUCCGGAACUUUUUCAAAGGUUUGCAGAGUUCGAGAAAGAACACCCUUCACAAUCUGCCACUGUCUGCGACGUUUCCGAAAUAAAGCCGAUCAACGUAAGCUUGGUUGACAGUGUCGCUGAUUUCAGCUGCAACGAAAAGGUUCAGUCGUCCGUGUACAUUCACACCAUCUUUCUAGGCUUGGCUUGUAUCCCUACAAGUAUCUGGCUGCCCUUGUGUAUCGGUCAAUUGGGGUACAGAUUUUUCCUCGUGUUCAGCACGGCGUUUUCCGGAGCAGCAGCCAUCGGGCUCUUCUUCGUUACUUCGUCGACGCAAAAUCUCAUCCUUUCUUGUGUAUUCGAAGCUCUGACGUCGAUGGGAGUUAGCGUAGUAUAUUGCAUCCUGGUGGAUUUUUAUCCAACGCAUUUGAGGGUGAUAGCUGCGUCAUUUUCCGCUCUGUGCGGGAGGUCGGGUGCGUUUCUUGGUAAUUUUAUGUUUGGAUACUUCUUGGACGUUCAUUGCGUAGUUCCAAUAGCAGUCGUCGCUGGUUUACUCUUCUGUGGUGGACUGCUGUCGAUGUGUUUACCGAGAAGAAAUGUAGACCCGGGUAAAGAGGAGAGAAAAUCCGCAUCGAACUAGCCAGCGUAAACAGCCGCUUUCCAAUUAAAGUUGAGAGUAAAUAGGACUGGAUUAAUAUAUAGCUCUAAUCUAUUGUAUAAACCAGAAAACUUCGAGGAAAAUCCAAUACUGCGCAACGUGCACGACUGAAACGCAGUUCUCAAAAGCGUCAGUACACACUGGAUUCAUUUUCAGCAUAUUAACACCAAUUUUAAACAAGUUGGCCAGCAGAAAUAUUGCUGUAAAGAUCCAACUGAAUCGUUGCUUAAUUUUUUUGCCCUCUUUCAAUGAAUUUCGCGAGGGGAAAGAUAUAUAAUCUUACGCAAACUUAUGUCUAAAUCUGUACAUACUUUUUAAGAAAUAAUAUAAAUUAUGAAAUUGCAAUAAAACAAUUAGUUUCGUGUACGUUUCUUCA